AGAACAAGAUUGAAGAAUGUACCUAAGGAACCUUCUCAUGAAGAUGGCCACCAAAAAGGUCCCAAAAAAGUCAUGGUAUUGAAAGCCACAGAACCGUUUACCUAUGACAUGAGAGGAAAGAAAAGGAUGUUCCAUGCCACAGUGGCUACUGAGACCGAAUUCUUCAGAGUGAAGGUGUUUGACGUGGUCCUGAAGGAAAAGUUCAUCCCAAACAACGUGAUUGUCAUCUCAGAUUAUUUUGGUGAGAAUGGGUUUCUGAAGAUAUUUUGUGCCACCAGUGUGACUGAGGUGAAAGGUAACAGAGUGAUGGAGAUCCCAACCACACUGAGGAAAAGAGCCAAUGCAACUCCAAAAAUUUUCCACCUUUUCUCCCAAAGAAUAGGAACAUUUGUGAAUGGAGUAUUUCUGAUAUAUAAG
Nannospalax galili (Upper Galilee mountains blind mole rat) is the source of this 417-nucleotide messenger RNA. Its product is annotated as pyrin and HIN domain-containing protein 1-like. The record is from RefSeq and is a predicted model, not a curated record. Gene Ontology annotation, molecular function: double-stranded DNA binding. NCBI's taxonomy places the organism in Eukaryota, Metazoa, Chordata, Mammalia, Rodentia, Spalacidae. Gene Ontology annotation, biological process: cellular response to interferon-beta; activation of innate immune response. The transcript has a single exon. The annotation marks the transcript as partial.